This is a messenger RNA of Gadus chalcogrammus (walleye pollock), 5592 nucleotides long. Its product is annotated as E3 ubiquitin-protein ligase TRIM39-like. The transcript has 2 exons. Gene Ontology annotation, molecular function: zinc ion binding; protein binding. The record is from RefSeq and is a predicted model, not a curated record. Lineage: Eukaryota; Metazoa; Chordata; Actinopteri; Gadiformes; Gadidae. Bases 1749 to 3368 code for a protein of 539 amino acids.
UCCAUGCUCCAGUCAAACCGCUUCAGCUCGGUUACUUACUUCCUCAUCUUAAACUUCUGUCGCAGCGAGGAGCCUUUCUUUCUCCGCUUUGAAAACCUUUCACCUGAUUAACUUGUUUUAUGAACACUUUAAUCUCCGUUUCUUCCCUUACAUUUAUUCUUGUAUAACUUUAUACCGUAUGGGACGAAUUUUAAUUCGUUUUAUAACGUUUACUUCCGUUUAUAACGUCUUUAGGUUACUGGUAUAUAAUAAUGAGUUUACUGUAGAGAAUACAACGUUAGUUCAUGUUUCACUGCUUUUCUGACCCGUGUGAUGAACUAAACACUGCGUUCAAUUAUAUUUACGUGAUAUCUGUGUUCGUAGCGACAGGCCAGACUGUUGCUGGACUGUACCACUUUCACAGGGGGGUUCCUGUGGGUCUAACCACAGCUUGGGCCAUAGAGGGAAAGAAAGAUUCUCGUUGGUCAUAAGAGGAUACCCUAUCGGUGUGUUGAGCUUCACCAGUUGAUUUAUGGAAUCUGUGGUUCAGUAAAGUGACAGAAUUCAGACUUGGUUCCAGAAAAGAGAAAUUAUUCAAACGUUCUUUACUUUUUAAAUUUUACAACAAUGCUUUUUUUAAGUCUUUUGUAUAUAUUUUUUGUGUUAAGCACAAUGACAGUCUCCAAGGUGUUUAAUUCUCAUCUCUCAGUUCUCAUCUGCUGUACACAUCUGUACUGUAGUGAGGGCAGUGUGGUUAUGUUGUGGGGUUCAUAUUGACGGUCUAUGACGUCCAUAAUGCUUUAGUGUGACGCAGUCACAAUGAUCUCUCAAUAAACAACUAAAGUUCAGAAGGCAUAUUAAUUGAUGGAUGAGUUGUGUUUGUGUCCAGGUCUCCAGUAUACUAUGGAUGAGGAGAGAGAGGAGAGGGAUCCUACCUCUACGACCACUCUGUCUGGGGAACAUGGCCGCCGGAGCAAAGCUAAGAGCCCAGAGCAACAGCAGAGAGCAGACCCCCCUGGAACCAGCUGUGUCUCCAUGAAGAGUGACUGGUCUAUGGAUCAUCCUCCUGAAUUUAAAGAUGGACGGCCCUCCAGAGACGAGAGGUAGGAGUUUUAAACAGACUGGAGUGGCUCAAAACUAAUCCAACUUUUUCUAAAAAAAAAAGUGUGUGUGUUGAAGCCCAGAGCAGCAGCAGAGAGCAGACUCCCCUGGACCCAGCAAUCGUAUGAAUAAAAUUAAUAUUAAGACGACUUGUAGCAGACUUUACAGGUUUAAUGUUAAAGGUUCAAUGGCUUUCAAACAGCCCCAUUUAUUGAAUCAGUUUGAAUUUAUCUUUGGAGGUGAAAGGAUUUGUUGAAACAAAUUAUCUGUGAGGAAUAACACAGGUCUGGGUAGAAAUGUAGAAACUGAGUGCUCUAUUUAAAUGAGCAUUAUAACUCUCAUCGGGGAGAGUUCCUACAGCAGCGUAACACCAAUGUGCCUUGGGGGCAGAGCUACGUGUAGGGGAGGAGAGGAGAGGACUUCAUGUCGAGGAAACGAAACCUAAGGUACAUAUAAACCAAAGCCAGUCGAAGAGGGGGCAGUUCUCUCUUUCAGUGUCUUUCAGUAAAAUAACACGCAUUUUGGGACGAAAUACCGACGGAAAGAAACAACAACAAGGUGAGUAAAACAGCACAACUUUGAGAGAAGUUAAAACCUCUCUUCCCUUUAUGGUAUUAGAACAAUAAUGGACUUGCUCAAUACAUAAACCUUGUCGUCUGUGUCUAGGGAUGGCCACUGCCAACGUUUCCUGGUCUGAGAACUUUUCAUGUUCCAUCUGUCUGGAUGUGUUCAAAAACCCAGUUUCCACACCAUGUGGACACAACUUCUGCAGAACCUGUGUUACAAAGUUAUGGGAUGAACAAGUCAAGUGCAAAUGUCCUGUUUGCAACGAGCUUUUCAACACAAGACCUGAUUUACGUGUCAAUAACCUCUUAUCAGAGAUGGUUGAUCGGUUUGGAACGUCCGUACGAGUAAAAGAGCAGCCUUGUGCUGAACCAGGAGAAGUUCCCUGUGACGUCUGUACUGGGACCCAGCUGAAGGCUGUGAAGUCCUGCCUUGAGUGUUUUACCUCUUACUGCCAAACCCACCUGGAGCCACAUCAGAGAGUCACAGGGCUGAAGAAACAUCGGCUGGUCGAGCCUAUGGACCGUCUUGAAGACAGGAUGUGUAACAAACACGACCGACUUCUGGAGCUCUUCUGCCAGACUGAACAGGCGUGUGUGUGUCAGUUCUGCACGGUGACAGACCACAGGUCCCAUCCUAUUGUGACUCUAAAGGAAGAAUAUGACAUGAAGACGGCCCAGCUGGGGAAGAUAGAGGCUGAAGUUCCACAGAUGAUCCAGGAGAGACAAAAAAAUAUCCAGGAGAUUAAAGACACAGUUAAACGCAGCAAAGCGGACGCAGACAGAGAGAUAGCCGAUGGUGUGCAGGUCCUCACUGCUCUGAUGCGCUGCAUUGAAAAGUGCCAGGAGGAUCUCAACCAAAUGGUUAAAGAGAGACUGAAAGACACAGAGAAACAAGCUGAAGACCUCAUCAAAGAGCUGGAGCAGGAGAUAGAAGAUCUGACCAAUAGAAGCUCAGAGGUGAAGCAGCUCUCGCACACUAAAGACCACCUCCACUUCCUCCAGGCCUUCAGAUCCCUGAAGGAUCCUCCACCCACCAGGGACUGUACGAAGGUGGAGAUCCGUCCCCCGUUUUACGUAGGGACCUUGAGGAGAUCCCUGGAUCAGCUGAAUGAGAAACUGAACAUGGAGAUUAAGAAUUUGCGUAAUGUUGCUGAACUGAAGAGGGUCCAGCAGUAUGAAGUAGAUGUGACUCUGGAUCCCAAUACAGCUCAUCCCCGUCUCAUCCUGUCUGAGGAUGGGAAACAAGUACAUGAGGGAAAUGUAAUGAUUUAUAUCCCAGACAACUGUCAGAGAUUUCAACAGUAUGUGCAUGUUCUCACGAGGCAGAGCUUCUCCUCAGGGAGAUUUUACUUCGAGGUCCAGGUUAAAGACAGGACUGUAUGGUGUUUAGGAGUGGCCCUAGAGUCCAUCAACAGAAAAAAUCAGAUCCUAGAGACCCCUGGGAAUGGUUUAUGGAUUCUUGACUCCAACACCAAUGGGUUGGUAUUUAAAGAUAACCCUGCUGUCUGUCUCCCUCUGAAAGCUAAGCUCCAGAAGGUUGGGGUGUUUGUUGAUUAUGAUGAGGGUCUGGUCUCCUUCUAUGAUGUUGAAGCCAGGGUUCAUAUCUACUCUGCUACUGGCUGCACUUUCAGUGAGCCUCUCUAUCCGUUCCUCUCUCUAAGUCAUUAUGGAGAUAUAAACUCUCCCCCCCUGAUCAUCUCACCUGUCAAUGAAACAGACUAGGGCCUUUGUUUGAUAAUCUAACAAACAAACGACCAUAAACAAAGAAUGUUGUUUUCUGAAUGAUAAUCUCUACUAUUUGUGAUCUGAGAGGUCUGUAUUGAGGUGCUACUGCUGUCAUCUAACAAGGAGAAAUUCAUAAAGAAAUAUCCCUUACUAUUAUAAAAUAUAGCCCAUUGUAAAUUAUUAGAUUCCACUAUAUUUUAUAAAUGUGUGUUUCCCCUGUUCUUUUUCUGAGUUUAUUGCUAUAAUAUUGUAAAUGGUUGCAGUUAUAAAAUGUCUGGGGGAUACGGUUGUUUAUGUUACAUUACUAUUAGUUUAUAUUUUGGAAUCAAUGACUGAGGCAAUUUAUCUUCUAUACUUUUCUGAUUUCAAUAAAAUGGAAAAAAAUGGAAUCGGUACAUUCUUUGUGGAAUAGAUAUUUUCAGGGGAACAGGUACAUUACGUUUGUACACACAUUGUACUAUUUCGAUUUGCUUAGUCAAAUAUUUGAAGAACUUAAACUUGGGUGGUGUGGAUUUGAAAGAAAAGGCACAUACAAAAAUACACCUUAUAUAUCUCUGCUACUGGCUGUAUUUUUAGAGAGCCCCUUCAUCCAUGUGAUCAUGAGGGUGGCACAAAACUGACUAGGACCUUUUUUAAUAAUAAAAUAACCAAAACAACUGAUGCUGUUUCCUGAAUAAGAAUCUGUACCAUCUGAGAUCUAAAUGAACUGCAUUAAUGUUGUACUGCUGUCCUUUAACAAGGAAGAUUUCAUUAAGAAAAUAACCCUGACUAUUAUAAAAUAUAACCCAUUGUAAAUGAUUGCAUUACUACUUGAAAAAAUGACCAUUAUCAGGCGUUUGUACCCAGAGCGUCCAGUGAGAUGAAGGCCCAGGUCUGGGCUGCUCAGGGAGGACAUUGGGGAUCCUUUGGACGAGGAGCCUAAACAAACCAACCAAGCGGGUCCCCUGAGCCCCUCAACAGUCCUGGUUCAUUGUGGGGCUGCAGGGCUGCCGGCUCCCCUGUGAACGCCCCUUCAGUUCAGCUUCAAUAAGAGGAGGACAGGUGUGUCACAUCAGAGCCUAAUCAGCAGGGGACCGGCUCACCCUAUCAGCCAAUCAGAGGUGAUGCCUGAACCAACAGGGGACCUAACCCUAACCCUAACCCUGACCCUAAUAUAAAUAAAGUUUUCACGUUAUAAAUUCUAAUCGGAAUUGAUUGAAAAUGAAUACAUUCUUUUAUUCUUUAUCUUUGCAUGCCGGUAUUUGUUUAUGUCCAUUUUAUAUAUGUGCGGAUGGAAGCAUAUUCAAUGUGUUUCAGUGUCAUGGCAAUCAUGGAAAUAAUAUGUUAAAUAUGCAAAUAAUGUGUUAGAUCUGCAGUGAUGGGCUUGUGUCACACUUCCACAUUGUGCUUUGAACUCAGUAGUCGAUUAUAUUUUGACUUGCAGAAUGCAAAAUAGACCACAGACACCUAGUUUGCAGAGUUAGGUAGCCCCCCCCCCCAGCCCCCUCUAUACCACUGUGGUUCACACUGCAUGAGUUGCAUCCUGUAUUUACCACCUCCUUAUAGAAGAUGCAUAUUUUAUUAUAUAUUCAUUCUUUUUUCAAACAAAAGUGAAUGUUUCUUUUGUUUUUUUUAUUGUUCAUCUGAUUAUUUUAUGCCCUCUGUUCAGAGAGCAGAAACAUUUUCAGGAAGAGAAAUUAUUAAAUAAAAUAGGUAUACAAAACAUACAUAAAUACCUAUUUAUGUAAACAUAAAUAGGUAUACAUAAAUCAUGUAAUCUUGUGAGCGAGUAAAUUGACAUUGGUGACAGUGGUGUUUAACACCAGCUACGUCCAUGCAAAAUAUAGCAACGUAUCAUUAAGUUGCAAAAACGUUUGAAAAGUGGCACAGGUCUUUAGGCUUGAUUAUUUGCAUUAACAUGAUGAAUCUAUAAAAAGCAAUACGGCACAAAAUAUUUCUGAAAACUAAUAUAACUUCACUUCAUUCGAACGUGUACUGCUCUGCCAUUUUCAAGAACCCGCCCAGUGAACGCAGAGGAUUGUGGGUAGUUUUGGCUCGUCUAGGAUGCAGCGAUGCAUCCUUGAAAAAUCUCGGAAUUCUCCAAAACAAAGGACGCAAAAAUGGCGCGGCUUUCUAGUGUCCUCAACAUUGGAACAGUGCUUGUCGGCGUUCUAUGACGUAGCGUCCUUAAAAGGGCGGCCGUUGAGCAUGCUUCCUUGACAUUGGGAAACAGCCGGGGUCA